GCCCGGCCCGCCCCUCCCGCGCCGCUCCCGGCGCCCGGCCGCUCCCCGCGGGCUCCGCUUCCGCCGCCCAAACUUUUCUCCCGCGCGUCUCCCCGCGGCGGCCGCCUGCCCGCGCGCCCGCCCCGCGCAUGGGUGCCCCGCCGCAGGGGGCCUGACCCCCGCCUCCCGGUCCGCCCGCCGCGCCAUGGCGGCCCGCGCGCCCCCCGCCGCACCUGCGGCCGACGAGCCGGGGGGUCCGGGCAGCCCCCCGCGCAGGAAGAAGUCCCGCUCCGGCGCGUCCGGCCUCCGGCGCGCCUUCAGCUGGCUGCGGGGCAAGCGGCGCAAGAAGAAGGCGGCGGGGGCCGAGGGCGCCGAACCGGCCGCCCCCCGGGCCAAGAAGGCUGACGACAAGGCCAGGAGGGCCAAGGGUAAAGGCCGAGGCUCUGCCAAGGCUGAGAGUGACAAACGUCUAAGUGUGGGGUCUGGCCAGGGGCCGGGGUCUGUAGUGGAUGAGCACCAGGACAAUGUCUUCUUCCCCACUGGGCGACCGCCUCACCUCGAAGAGCUGCACACGCAGGCCCAGGAGGGGCUCCGUUCCCUCCAGCACCAAGAAAAACAGAAACUGAAUAAAGGUGGUUGGGACCAUGGAGACACCCAGAGCAUCCAGUCCUCCCGGAUGGGGCCAGAUGAAGACAGCAUCUCUUUCUGCAGCCAGACCACAUCCUACACGGCUGAGAGCUCCACAGCAGAGGACGCUCUCUCCAUCCGCUCAGAGAUGAUCCAGCGCAAAGGGUCCACCUUCCGACCCCAUGACUCAUUUUCCAAAUCGUCCGGGAAGUCGGGGCGGCGAAGGCGCGAGAGGCGGAGCACGGUGCUGGGACUGCCGCAGCACGUGCAGAAGGAACUCGGUCUGCGGAACGAGCGUGAGGCACCAGGUACCCCUCGGCCUCCUGGUCCUCGGGAUGCCGUCCGCAUCCCCACGGUGGAUGGCCGUCCGGCGGGCCCGGCCUCAGAGACAGGGGCCCGGGUGUCCCUGCAGGCGCUGGAGGCACGGGCCCAGGCCGGUGCCGAGGCCGAGGCCAUGCUGCAGCGCCACAUCGACCGCGUCUACCGGGAUGACACCCUCGUUGGGCGGUCCACAGGAGCCCGGCCCCCGCCAGUGACACGGCCCAUGUCCUUAGCGGUGCCCGGACUGACAGGAGGGGCAGGGCCUCCAGAACCCCUGAGCCCAGCCAUGUCCAUCUCGCCCCAGGCCACCUACUUGUCAAAACUGAUUCCGCAUGCUGUCUUGCCGCCCACGGUGGACGUGGUGGCUCUGGGCCGCUGCAGCCUGCGCACACUGAGCCGCUGCAGCCUGCUGUCGGCCAGCCCGGCCUCUGUCCGCUCGCUGGGCCGCUUCUCCUCGGCCUCCAGCCCGCGGCCCCGCAGCCGCCAUCCUUCCUCCUCCAGUGACACCUGGAGCCACUCUCAGUCCUCUGAGACCAUUGUGUCUGAUGGCUCUACCCUCUCCUCUAAGGGUGGCUCUGAGGGUCAGCCCGAGGGCUCUCUGGCUAGCAGUAGCGUGGCACCUCCUCCCCAGGGGGGCAGUGGGAGGGGCUCUCCCAGCGGGGGCAGCACUGCCGAGGCCUCCGACACUGUCAGCGUUCGGAGCAGUGGGCAGCUGUCUGGCCGGAGCGUGUCCCUCUGUAAGCUGAAGAGGCCCCCCCCACCUCCCCGCCGGACCUACUCACUCCAUCAGCGGGGCUCAGCAGCACCCGACGGGCCCUUGGGGUUGCCGCCCAGGCCUGAGCGGAAGCAGCAGCAACAGCUGCCUCGGCCACCCACCACUGGUGGGGCAGAAGGGACGGGGGCAGCUCCGUGUCCCUCCAACUCAGCAGGCACCUGGGUGCCUGGCUUGUCUCCAGGUGGCUCCCGGCGUCCCCCACGCUCCCCAGAACGGACGCUCUCACCCUCCAGUGGGUACUCGAGCCAAAGUGGUACUCCUACCCUCCCUCCUAAGGGUCUAACAGGGGCCCCUGCUUCCCCAGGCAAGGCCCAACCCCCUAAACCAGAACGUGUCACUUCCCUUCGUUCCCCUGGGGCCUCUGUCUCUUCUUCCCUCACGUCUCUAUGUUCCUCAUCCUCUGACCCAGCCCCCUCAGACCGGUCUGGUACACAGAUGUCGACUGCCCUGGGUGACAGGUUUGCCAUACCUCCUCACCCCAAGGUGCCCGCCCCUUUCUCCCCACCCCCUUCCAAGUCCAAGAGUCCUAAACAAGCUGCCCCCACUUCUGCCACUCCUGCUGUGGUCCCCGGGCCGGUCUCUACUGCUGAUGUGAGUCCCGAGCCCCCACCGACUCCGCAGACCUCCCUGACCCCGCCACAGGAGUCACCCAGUUCCUCCAAAGACCAGUCACCCCCACCGUCCCCACCCCCAUCUUAUCAUCCUCCCCCCCCACCCACUAAGAAGCCUGAGGUCGUUGAGGCCCCAUCUGCCCCAGAGACUGCUGAGGAGCCCCUCCAAGACCCCAACUGGCCCCCACCCCCGCCUCCUGCACCAGAGGUGCAGGACCUUUCCAUGGCUGACUUCCCCCCACCUGAGGAGGCCUUUUUCUCUGUGGCUGGCCCUGAGCCUGCAGGCCCUUCAGGCCCCCCAGAGCCUGUUAGAUCUCUGGCUGCUUCAUCCUUCUCAGUUGCUGUCUCUUCCCAGAGCCAGCUUCACGGUUCCCCAGACCCUCCUCCGGCUCCACCAGCCCCACCUCCAGCCGGUUCUGUCUCGGGGCUUUUGGCCAAGCUCCCACGGAAGGAACCGGUGGGCUGCAGCAAAGGCAGCGGGGUUCCCAGGGAGGAUGCUGGCGCACCCCUGGUCACGCCCUCACUCCUGCAGAUGGUUCGGCUGCGCUCUGUGGGCGCUCCUGCGGCUGCUGCAACCCCGGCCUCCGGGCCGUCAGCCCCCCAGAAGCCGCUACGAAGGGCCCUGUCAGGGCGGGCCAGCCCAGCGCCUGCCCCCUCCUCAGGGCUCCAUGCUGCUGUCCAACUCAAGGCCUCUGGUCUGGCUGCCAGCAAGGACCCUGCGAGUGCCCAGCCCAAUGGACCGCCUGAGGUGGAGCCACGGUCUCCCCAGUCCCCUGCCUCUAUGGCCAGCUUCAUAUUCUCCAGGGGCACCAAGAAGCUGCAGCUGGAGAGGCCAGUGUCCCCUGAGACCCAGGCUGACCUCCAGCGGAAUCUGGUGGCCGAACUUCGGAACAUCUCAGAGCAGUGGCCACCCCAAGCCCCAAAGAAGCCACCUAAAGCUCCCCCACCCGUGGCUCGCAAGCCCUCUGUGGGAGUCCCGCCAUCCACCUCGCCCAGCUUUCCUCGGGCUGAGUCCCUUACUGCUCCUCCCACCAACGGGCUCCAUGCUGAAGACAGGACUAAGGGGGAGCUGGCGGAGAACGGAAGUGUCAUGCAGCUGGUGGGCCUGGAGGAGCAGAAGCUGGGCCCACCUGGCUCAGACCCACAGAAAGAGCUGGUCUGACCGCCAGGCACCUCACUGGCACGGCUGACCCAUCCCAGGAAUACAAUCUCAGGGACCUGAGCAGCUCCAAGGAUGAGACGAUACGGCAGACACUUAACCUAGUAGAGAGGAUGCCUGCAGCCUUAACGUUCACAGCCUUCGAUAUUUAUGCAAGCCUGGUGUUGAUCCUGCCCUCCAAGUCAUCCAGCUCAUGCCUUUUCCUCCCUGGAUGGAUUCCCCUCUGGCAGCUGCUGCUUGUCUUGGCCUUAGCCUCAUCUUGAAGGAGGUAGCUGGUGGGAGUGGGUGGCUGCGCCCCCUGCUGGCCCUGAGGCCACACGGUUGGGAGGAGAGCGCCUCACGUGAAUUUUUCCUCCCCCCCCCCCCCCCCCCGUGUCCAAAUCAUGCACAUACUGUAGUCCAGAAUCAAAGCACUUUUGACAAGUGGCUGCAUGUCCAUCCUCCAGGGCCCAUGAAGCCUCAUUCUAAGGGCCUGUUUACAUGGCGGCAGCAUCAGUCCCCGGUAGCCAGCCCAUAGCUGGGACCAGUCUGCUCCCUCCGAUCCAGUUUGCUCAUUUUCUAGUUCUUGGAGGUGGGCGAGUCAUUGUAUUCCCACAGGUUUCUCCAGGCUGGAGGUAGGAGCGGGGCUGUGGAAUUCCAAAGCACAAAAGGGGCAGCAGGGGUUAGCCCUCCUGUGCCUCAACUGACCACCAACCACCUGCCUUCCAGUUCUGCCAGGUGCUCCAUGCAGGGGACGAGAAGUGGGGACUGCCUGGGCCCAAGUGAGGGAGGGGGUGGGAGGGAGAAGAAGAGAGGAGGUCCACAGGCUCUGCCCUCAGAGAGUGGAAGGACAGGACAGGGAGGCCUCUCAGCGGGCACUUGGUAAUGCCAAGCAUCUGCCCCCUUGUUUCACUUGAUCAGGUUGGGCAGGCAGACGCAACGCUUCAGAGGCAGGAGCCCAUGGGCUGUGGCGAAGCUGUGUCCCCUUCAGCUGUGCAGGAAGCCCUGAGGGAGGCGGGUGGAGGGUCUGGCCAGGGGAGCGCUUAUUUGGGCAGUGGGCCCAGACCUGGCCCCACAGAUUACAUUCUCUGACCUUUCUCUUUACUCGGUGCAUGUUCUUUCUGCAGCUGCCUUUCAGCACAGGUGGUUUCACUGGGGGGAGCUGACGCUGAGUGACAAGGAUGGGAAGGAAGCCAAAGGUGCAUUCUAUUCCAGACUCUUCCCUAGUCAGUGAAGGGGGUUCAGUGCUCCUAGGGAGCAGGCUGGGCAAUUGCCCCCUGGCCAUCAGCUUCUGCUACUGAGGUCUCCUCUAGGAAUUUUAAUGACCUAUUUUCAGCCUGUGCCUCCUAUCUAGGUAAGCUGGCUUCCCCACUGGCCCUGGGGCCUCCCUUCACAGUAGUGUGACUGCCACCAGGGCCACCCCUUCUGGCCUGAUCCUCUUUCCUCAACAGUGACUUGGGCUUGAGGAACCUCACUUUCAGCUGCUUCUGUGGAGAGGCUGAACCCCUCCCAGAACCAGAGCUGGGAACACAGGGGAUGUGGUACGAGAGCCCAGGUUCCUGGGGCCCUCCCUCACUGCGGUCUUCUCCCUGUGGCUGUAAACCAGCGUUCUGUAAACCAAGGUUUCCCUUGCCCUUUGGGUAAUGGAGAGCGGCUGCUGGGUACAUGUCGCACCUGUCCAGUGAGCCGGGGAAAGAGGAGAGUCAGGAUGCACUGCUCUGCUCAGAGCUCCUGACCAGCCCCCUGGGAACCAAGACCAGGCCAAAGCCUCCACGAAAGAAACCUGGCCCUGGCAGCAGCCUUGGAGCUGUUGGAGAUGGAGAUGGGAGGGAGCCCAACUUCUGUGUCUCUUCCCCGCCCCCCCCCCCCCCCCCCCCACGUUACUUGAGCUCCUUAUCCUCAGUUAGAAUCUUCUGAGCUUGUUUCCCCACUGGGUGGGACAGAGUACAAAGGAGAAGGGAGGAUCUAGAAGAGGCAACCCUUCUUUGUCCUCUGGGGUAAAUGAGCUUGACCUAGUGCAAAUGGAGAGACCAAAAGCCUCUGAUUUUUAAUUUCCAUAAAAAUGUUAGAGAGAGAGAAGUAUAUAUAUAUAUUUCUUUAAAUUUUUGAGUCUUUGAUAUGUCUAUACAAACAAAUCCAUUCCCUCUGCCCUGAAGCCUGAGUGAGACACAUGAAAGAGCUGUGUGUGUGUGUUUCAUUCAAAGGUGUUAAUUAAAUGAUUAAAACGUG
Molecule: messenger RNA, 5680 nt
Organism: Neofelis nebulosa (Clouded leopard)
Lineage: Eukaryota; Metazoa; Chordata; Mammalia; Carnivora; Felidae
Gene: NHSL3
Product: KIAA1522 ortholog
Exons: 7
Coding region: 185-3475 (1096 amino acids)
Biological process (GO): cell differentiation
Source: RefSeq, a predicted model, not a curated record